UCUCAGCAAACCAGGGAACUGACAAAGCUCAGGCUUGAUCUCUCCCUGGAACUCUUGUUCCUGGUGGCCCCUCUGCUGCUGCUGUUGCUGCUGCUGUAGAAGAACUCUCUUGGCUGGGCUGGCCUUGGUGCUGGAGCUGGAGGAGGAUGCAGCUCCCUCUAGGAAACAUGCUCCCUUCCCUGCAGACCCUCCUUCUCUUCUCUGCCAUUCUCCUGAUCCUGGCCAGUUAUGUGCAGAGGAGGAGGCAGCGCCCCAACUACCCCCCGGGCCCUUCUUGGCUGUUCAAGAUUGGCUACUUCUUUCAGAUGGAUAUUAAAAAACCGCAUAUCAGCAUCCAAGAGAUUGUCAGGAAAUAUGGAAACAUUUUCUUUGUGGAAAUGUUCAGUAUUCCUAUGAUAUUUGUAACUGGAUUGCCACUGAUAAAAGAAGUCCUAGUUAACCAAGGCCAUGUGUUUGUUGAUCGCCCUCGAACUCCUUUGCAGUCUUAUAUCUUUAAAUCAGUUGGCUUAAUCAUGUCUAAUGGUCAAGAAUGGAAAGAUCAAAGAAGAUUUACCUUAACAACUCUAAGGAAUUUUGGCUUGGGAAAGAAGACCCUUGAACUUAGGAUCCAGGAAGAGGCCACAUACCUUACUGAGGCUAUUAGAGAAGAAAAAGGACAGCCCUUUGACCCCCAUUUUCAGAUCAACAAUGCUGUUUCCAACAUCAUCUGUUCUGUUACUUUUGGGAAUCGUUUUGAAUACCAUGAUUCUCAGUUUCGGGAACUCCUGAAAACCUUGGAUCAAGCCACAGUGCUUCAAGCCAGUUGGGAGUGUCAGUUUGUUGAAAUGUUUCCUCGGAUAAUGAGUCUCUUGCCAGGAGCUCACAAAAAGCUCUUAAGAGAAUGGAAAAAACUAGAGUCUUUUGUAGUCCAUGUGAUCAAACAACAUAAGGAAGAUCAGAACUCAGAGGAAGCCCAGGACUUCAUCGAUGCUUACCUGAAGGAGCUGUCCAAGGGUAACAUGAGUUCUAGUUUUAAUGAAGACAAUUUAGUCGCAUGCACCCUGGAUCUCUUCUUUGCUGGAACAGAGACAACUUCGACCACUCUGCGGUGGGCUCUGCUGUAUAUGGCCCUUUAUCCAGAGAUCCAAGGUAAAAUACAAGCUGAGAUUGACAGGGUGAUUGGCCAGUCCCGGCAGCCCACCAUGGCUGAUAGAGAAAAUAUGCCCUACACUCAUGCAGCCAUCCAUGAAGUACAGAGAAUGGGAGAUAUCGUUCCUCUUAAUGUACCCAGGAUAGCCACAGUUGAUACCACACUGGCAGGAUACCAUGUGCCAAAGGGGACCAUGCUGCUGACCAAUCUGACUGCCUUGCACAGGGACCCCAAGGAGUGGGCUACCCCUGACACCUUCAACCCUGAACACUUUCUGGAGGACGGUCAGUUUAAGAAAAGAGAAGCCUUUCUGCCUUUCUCAGCAGGGAAGAGGGUCUGCCUGGGAGAACAGCUGGCUCGCACUGAGCUCUUCAUUUUCUUCACUUGCCUGCUUCAGAGAUUCACAUUCCAGGCUCCCCCAGACACCCAGCUGAGUCUGGACUUCCGAGCUGGCAUUACCUUGUCUCCUGUCCCCUACCAAAUCUGUGCCCUUCCUCGAGAGACACAGCCCAUGCUUAGCCUGUAGGGGAGCCUGUCAAGGGGGUGGGAAAGGAUCUGGAAUCAACCUCAUUCUUCAUGGUCAGCCAUCCUGCCCUUUGCAACUUGGGGUGGGAUAGGAAGAAAAGUUAGGGAGGGGACAAGAGAGAGAGAGAGAGAGAGAGAGAGAGAGAGAGAGAGAGAGAGAGAGAGAGAGAGAGAGAGAGAGAGAAGGACACAAAGGGAGAAUAGCUAUUGCCAAAUUUGAAUCUCCCUGCUAAGAAAAAGAAGAGGCAUUAACACCACCUAAGGAAAGCAGAGUCUCUAUUGUAUUUGGCGGUGGAGGACCUGGUUCAAAUCCCUGCUGUGCUAAUUAAUAGCUUUGAGUGACUUUGAGUCACUUAAAUUUCUCCCUGACUCAGUUUCCUGAAAUGUAAACUGUGCAAGAGGCUCUCUAAGGUCUCUUCCAGCUCUAUAUCUAAAACCUUUUAAUGAUAUGAACAGUGAGAGAGCCAAAGCUUUUACUCUCCCACCUCAAGCAUUGGAGUCAAAGGAUAUUGAUAUUUGGUUGGUUGUUGGUAGCUUGUCUUCUACUCUUAUAACUCAUGUAAUAAAGUGGUUUUGGUGGAGGUUUCAGAGAGUUUAGAUGAGUUCCAGGAGCUUUCUGUAUGCUAAUGGUGAGGAUCCUUAGAGACUGUCAACUCUUUGUGGUUAGGUACUAUUUCUAUUAUGUCUUUUAUUAUGCCUGGGGUUGGUGCCUUGCAUGGAGAAAGAGCCUAAGCUAUUGUUGCUGAUUUUUUCACCUUUAAAUCAUUAAUGUUUUUCCAAAUAUAUUCAUAUUUAUUAUCUCCUAUGAUUUUCACAAUUUGAAAUAUUGAUCAUCUGUUGUGCUGUGUUUCUUUUUUCUUUUAAAAACCUUGUUAUGGAUAAUAAAUCAUAAUUAAUUUCAUUAUCAAUUAUAGUCACCUUGGAAUAGGAACACUCACACUUUGAGUAUUGAACCAGAAUAUAUAUAUGUAUAAAGAAUUUAGUCUCAACCAAAAGUCUCUGUAUCUAACUAGAUUAAGAAUUUAGUCAAAGAUAAGAUGUGAGUUAUAACUGAAAUGUGUGUAUAUUGUUAUUGUAAUUUUAAGUCUGUGCUAUCAUAUUAAUCAUAAGUAAGUUACUAUGUUAAUCAUGGGAGAGCCAAUCCAUCUGACAGUGUGCUCUUAAGCAAGCUAGCUGAUACAGGAAUUUAUAGAAAGCAGUCACCAAAUGGUCAUGGAGGUCUGCAUGCCUGCCAGGUUUGGAAGAGACUUGGAAGAUCCACAAAUGGCCUCCAAGACAUCUUGAAUACUUUUUUCAGGGGAAAGGAAGAUGGGGAUGGAUAGAAUACUAUAAGAAUAUGAGUGUUUUGCAAGAUAUGCUCUCAGGUUUUGACAUGGGGGGAAACCUGUAGACAGACCCUGUGAUUUCUAUGUCACAAUAAAGUCAGAUUUUUAUCUAGAAGGCUCACCCAGCAUUCUAUUUUUGCAAGUAUUAUCAAUAUAUUGUUCCCUAUUCCUGUGAAGGUUCCCACUUCUUGUCAGAGAUGCUUGCACAAGAUAGAUUUCCAUAAUGAUCAUGGAAACUCUUUUAAUACCCAGCCAAUCAGAAAACUCAUGUAACCCAAGAUCAUGAUGCUCAAAUUUCUUAUGUUCCCUUUAUUACCCUUUAUACCUUUAAAAGUGACCUAUAAGUUCAUGAUGAGGUCCUUGUAACAACUGGUAUGGUCUUAGAUCCAUUUAAUUAUCAAAUUGCUAAUAAACUGAUUAUGUUCAAAACA
Messenger RNA from Monodelphis domestica (gray short-tailed opossum), 3410 nucleotides. Its product is annotated as cytochrome P450 2J2-like. Gene Ontology annotation, molecular function: heme binding; iron ion binding; oxidoreductase activity, acting on paired donors, with incorporation or reduction of molecular oxygen, reduced flavin or flavoprotein as one donor, and incorporation of one atom of oxygen. Gene Ontology annotation, biological process: xenobiotic metabolic process. Gene Ontology annotation, cellular component: cytoplasm; intracellular membrane-bounded organelle. The record is from RefSeq and is a predicted model, not a curated record. NCBI's taxonomy places the organism in Eukaryota, Metazoa, Chordata, Mammalia, Didelphimorphia, Didelphidae.